Molecule: messenger RNA, 147 nt
Organism: Paraglomus brasilianum
Lineage: Eukaryota; Fungi; Glomeromycota; Glomeromycetes; Paraglomerales; Paraglomeraceae
Source: the annotation of a GenBank genome assembly
AUGAGAACGGAAGAUUUCUUUAAUCCUGUUGAAGAACGUGAAAUAGAAGAACUUGUGGAUGAGAAGACAAUAAUUCAAUUAAUCCAUGAAAGUCGGGAUGAGGGAGAAGAUAAUGUGGGAGAUGAGGAGGGAAAUGAGUCCCACUAA